This is a messenger RNA of Coccinella septempunctata (seven-spotted ladybird), 642 nucleotides long. RefSeq lists its product as uncharacterized. Lineage: Eukaryota; Metazoa; Arthropoda; Insecta; Coleoptera; Coccinellidae. The transcript has 2 exons. The record is from RefSeq and is a predicted model, not a curated record. The coding region runs from base 1 to 642 and encodes 213 amino acids.
AUGGAUGGAAUGGUGAACUAUGUGGACGACACCAACAUAUUGGUUUCUGGAAAGACGCUAUCAGAGGUAACUGAGGAGGCAGGGGCCAGUUUGUCUGGAAUCUGUAGUUGGUUCAAUAGGAAUGAAUUGGCACUGAAUGCAUCAAAGACAAAUAUCAUGGUGUUUAGAACGAAGAAUUCCCGAAUUAAUCUGGGUGAUAGCAUAAACCUGAAUGGUGAGGAAAUGAAACCUGUUCCUGAGACAAGAUUCCUGGGAGUACACAUUGAUGAGUUCUUAGACUGGAACAAUCAUGUGGAAAAAACUGGGUUGAGACUGAGUAGCAUUGGAUAUGGAAUCAGGGUGGUGUCAAGAUAUAUGGACGAGAAAACAUUGAAAAUACUGCACCAGGAUGAAUUAAGGUCCAACUAUGUCCAUGGAUAUAAUACAAGGACGACGAACCUCACUUAUCCAUCUCAUCGGCUUACAAGUACAGAAAAAGGUCCCUAUUAUAUGUGCAUAAAACUUUACAAUAAACUACCAAAUACAUGCAGAUUGUCUAGCCUGAUAAAAUUCAAACAUACUAUAAGGAAACUCCUGAUCAAACUGGAACCAUAUUCACUUGGCGAUUUUUUAAAUUGUAACAACUUGCCAGAGUUUGUUUAA